This is a messenger RNA of Penicillium olsonii, 1035 nucleotides long. Lineage: Eukaryota; Fungi; Ascomycota; Eurotiomycetes; Eurotiales; Aspergillaceae. The record is from the annotation of a GenBank genome assembly.
AUGGCUCCCAAACUACGGCUGAUGCGUGAUUGUUCCAUUGCGUUCUGCCUUGUUUGGCUGACACUCUUUUACUAUGUCGUGAUGCACCCUCACUCUACGGGCAUUCAAGCACCGGGCAUCAACAUGCAUCGAAUUGCCGAGGUGUCCAUGCUCUAUGGAGACACCAACAUGAUGUAUGAGAGAGCUCUGUUCACUCAUGAGCGCCAUGCAAAGAUAUGGGGCCACCCGAUGCACACUUUGCGACAGGAUAUCUCAGCCGGCGUUUGGAACAAGCCAACCUAUCUUUCGUCCUUGGUCAUCGCCGAGUUGGCCAAACCAGCAGGAAGGAGAAUGGAGUGGCUCAUGUGGGUCGACUCAGACAUAAUCAUCUUGAACGACGAAAUUCCCGUGGAGAUCUUCCUUCCGCCAUCUGAUAUGAAAGACAUUCACCUGGUGGCGUCGCAGGACCAGAACGGCCUCGAUUCCGGAGUCAUGUUUCUGCAUGUCCACCCGUGGACUGUCAGCCUCUUAACCGAAAUCAUGGCAUACCCAUUGUAUCUCCCUGGAAUUGACCUCGGUCAAUCCGCCGAUCCGGAAGGCAUGGGGCGUGUGCUCAACAAAACCACCGGUGGUCCAAGUGGGAAGGGGUACACUGAUGGGGUAGUUUAUCUACCAAAGCCCUGGAUCAACGCGUACCAACGGGAUAUGGUUUAUGAAGGCAACAAAGGCGAUUUGCUGGUGCAUUUUCCUGGGUUGGAAAAGCGACAGUGGCAGUACAUGGCCAAGUGGCUGGAUGCCACUGAGAAUAUGCCGCAUGAAUGGGAUGUGUCAUUGCAAGAGACUGGAUAUCUCGAUCGGACUACCAUAUACUGGUCACUAUUGCGCCGUGCAAGGAACACCGUCGAGUCACUGGAAAAGAAGAUGCAAAGUGGGGGGUCUUUGCCCGGCCGUCCUAUGGAGAAAAUCGCGAACUUCAAGAAAGUGCUUCGGGAGAAUUCAGACGACAUGGAGUUGAUUCAGACGCAGCUGAAUGCUCUAGAUGCGUUGUUUGGAUGA